Messenger RNA from Physeter macrocephalus (sperm whale), 702 nucleotides. RefSeq names its product brain specific homeobox (gene BSX). Gene Ontology annotation, biological process: regulation of DNA-templated transcription. Lineage: Eukaryota; Metazoa; Chordata; Mammalia; Artiodactyla; Physeteridae. The transcript has 3 exons. The record is from RefSeq and is a predicted model, not a curated record. Bases 1 to 702 code for a protein of 233 amino acids. Gene Ontology annotation, molecular function: DNA binding; DNA-binding transcription factor activity, RNA polymerase II-specific.
AUGAAUCUCAACUUCACCUCUCCUCUACACCCGGCGUCAUCUCAGAGGCCCACGUCCUUCUUCAUCGAGGACAUCCUGCUGCACAAGCCCAAGCCGCUAAGGGAGGUGGCUUCUGACCACUUCACCAGCUCUCUGGCCUCCCGGGUGCCUCUGCUAGACUAUGGCUGCCCCCUCAUGCCCACACCCACCCUCCUGGCCCCUCACCCCCAUCACCCUCUACAUAAGGGAGACCACCACCACCACCCUUAUUUCCUCACCACCGCGGGGGUGCCUGUCCCGGCGCUAUUCCCGCACCCCCAGCACCCAGAGCUGCCGGGGAAGCACUGCCGCCGCCGCAAAGCUCGCACGGUUUUCUCGGACUCGCAGCUCUCCGGCCUGGAGAAGAGAUUCGAGAUCCAGCGCUACCUGUCCACGCCCGAGCGGGUGGAGCUGGCCACGGCCCUCAGCCUGUCCGAGACGCAGGUGAAAACGUGGUUCCAGAAUCGGCGGAUGAAGCAUAAAAAGCAGCUGAGGAAAAGUCAAGACGAGCCCAAAGCACCUGAUGGGCCCGAGAGCCCCGAGGGCAGCCCCCAUGGCCCCAAGGCCGCACCCGCCGAGGCUCGGCUGGGCCUGCCCACGGGUCCCUUCGUGCUGACCGAGCCGGAGGACGAGGUGGACAUUGGGGACGAGGGGGAGCUGGGCUCAGGGCCGCACGUGCUCUGA